Lichtheimia ornata is the source of this 735-nucleotide messenger RNA. RefSeq lists its product as uncharacterized. Gene Ontology annotation, molecular function: protein binding. The record is from RefSeq and is a predicted model, not a curated record. Lineage: Eukaryota; Fungi; Mucoromycota; Mucoromycetes; Mucorales; Lichtheimiaceae. Bases 1 to 735 code for a protein of 244 amino acids. The transcript has a single exon.
AUGUGGUGGCCACUUGCUCGACAAAACAACCUCACAUCAUCCAUGCACCUUAACAAUGGCAAGCGAUCUCAUCGAGCAUGGUGCAUAUUGUACGACUUACCGGAGGAUGUUUUGAUUGUGCUACUCCAAUACCUGGAUUUUGUAUCAUUGAUGAACCUUGCACAUACAUCAUGGCGUCUGCGACCUGUAGUGUGUUGUGUAUUACGGCAUUAUCUACUACCAAAGAUACAAGUGGCUACAGUGAUGGACCAAGAGGGAAGGGGGGUUUGGACUUGCCGCUACCAAUUUUAUGGUCUCGACCACGAUGAGCACGAGCCUAGGGCGGUCUUUGCGCCAAUCGAUUCAGCUCAUUGCCAUAAACGAUAUCGAUGCGAUGGAUCGACAGCUGCACCUACACUACGCCAACUUGUUGUCUUUGAUAAAGAGGAAUCCGUAUCGUUGAUGAAGAAGAGUUGUUCACUGUCAACCAAAGCAUGCGGUGGCAUGCAUCGUAUUCAAGUAUUAGAACGACAAGUUGCGCUUUCAUAUAUAUUGCAAUCAGAAGAUACCAAUGAACAGCAAUGUGAUUACUAUCCACCCUCCUCCAACAAGAAAAAUUCAUCAUCCUCAUCCACCACACAGCAAUGCCGUAUUUCACCCAUCGAACUUGCCAUCCAUGUCCCAUUAUUAUCCGGUAACCCAACCCAUCAACAACAUCGAUUCUGGAAUCGGUGUACAUCAUUUCUUGGCGUGUAA